This is a messenger RNA of Parnassius mnemosyne (clouded apollo), 1104 nucleotides long. NCBI's taxonomy places the organism in Eukaryota, Metazoa, Arthropoda, Insecta, Lepidoptera, Papilionidae. The record is from the annotation of a GenBank genome assembly.
AGUCUAUGGUACUGUAUUUGUAAAUAAAAAUAAUAUCAAAACCAGUUUUUGACUUUUAUUGUUCUAUUAACUCAUAUCUAUGUAAUAAGACAAAAUAGAGUAUAGUUACAACAGUUUAUAAUAUCGCAAAUUGUACAAUACCUGAUUGGAAGAGGAAGUAUCAUGAUUCUUUUAUCAUUACAGAAAAAAAUUAUCAGACCUUUAACUUUACUUAUACGUAGAACUCACAAUCAAAGUGUUAUUAUUAAUGAAAGUGAUGGAAUUCGAAAUAUUAUUUUACACGAUGAAAAAACGAAAAAUUCCUUAUCACUAAAUAUGAUGAACAAUUUAAUAGAAGCAAUAAAUGCCAAUAAAGAAGAUAUAUCUUUGCGGGCUAUUGUAUUAUCAGCAAAGGGUAAUGUCUUUUCAGCAGGACAUAAUUUAAAAGAGUUACAGGUCAGUGAUGGAAUAGAACAGCACAAAUUGAUUUUUAGAAAAUCAACAGAAUUAAUGCAAUCUAUAAUUCAGAGUCCAGUACCAGUUAUAGCUAAGGUUAAUGGUUUUGCUACAGCUGCUGGAUGUCAAUUGGUUGCCACAUGUGACAUGAUCAUAUGUUCAGACACAAGCAAAUUUUCUACACCGGGGGCCAAUUUCGGAAUAUUUUGUUCGACGCCUGGAAUAGCUAUUGGAAGAUCAGUACCUAAAUCACGUGCUAUGUAUAUGUUACUUACAGGUAAACCUAUUUCAGCUCAAGAAGCUUAUGAUAGUGGCUUGGUGACUAAGGUAGUAUCUGCUGAAAAACUAGAUGAUGAAGUACUGAAUAUAAUUGACCAAAUUAAACAGAAGAGUCGCUCAGUGAUAACAUUGGGAAAACAUUUCUUUUACAAACAAAUUAAACUUGAUUUGUUAGAUGCAUAUAAAUUAGGUGAAGAAGUAAUGGUCAACAACAUUAAUAUGAAUGAUGGCCAAGAAGGUAUCCGAAGUUUUGUUGAAAAACGUAAAGCCCAUUGGAGUCAUAAGUAAAAAGUAAAUAAAUUAUAAUUAUAGUUUUUAAGCUUACAUGCUACUGGGAUAUUAUUAAAACAAGAUAAUUUUGUGCAAACAAAAUAAAACGAGAUUUUAUUU